This is a messenger RNA of Drosophila yakuba, 1451 nucleotides long. RefSeq names its product collagen alpha-1(VIII) chain. NCBI's taxonomy places the organism in Eukaryota, Metazoa, Arthropoda, Insecta, Diptera, Drosophilidae. Bases 410 to 1348 code for a protein of 312 amino acids. The record is from RefSeq and is a predicted model, not a curated record. The transcript has 2 exons.
ACUGUACAAUCUGAUGACUGUUUAUGACCUGAUAGACAGUUGAUGUAUUUUUGAACUGGUCCCGCUGAUUGCUGGCCAAGAAUCGAGAACCCUGCUGACCCAGUUUAUAUGUAGGCUUGUCUCGGUCCUAAUGAUGUUCGUGUAUCUUGUUGCAUAAAUUAUCAUAAAUGUAACUGCACCGACCGGGUGAUCACAGUUUUCCAUUUCAUCGUUUGGCAUUCCGCUUUUAAUGGUGGGCCAAGAACAGUUAUGGAGGUGCGGGAAAUGUGUUUUCUGUUCGAUCUAGAGAUUAUUUUGUAUAUUUUCUAUGCAUAUUAAAAUGUUGAUCUAGAGUUCUUCAGCAUAUAAAAGCAGAAGUCGAAUUCUUGGCUCAGCUCAGUCCGAUCUGAAGAGAUAUCCGAAGUACACCAUGAGCUUUCUGGGACUCUUGGCUUUCCUGGUUUUGGGUCUGUGUUCUACCGCCCGGGCUUCGUUGGUGAAAUGCUCGUGUGAUCCUGGUCCACAGGGCGAGCGAGGACCUCCAGGACCGCCCGGACCUCCUGGCAAUCAGAUCGGUCAUCAUGGCAGUGGUUCCGGCUACUGGGGCUAUCCACCCUCAGGUCCUUAUCCCCCAAAUCUGCCAUUCAUUCAGGGACCCAGAGGCUUACCAGGACCACCGGGUCCUCCUGGAUAUUGUUUCCCCUGCCCGGCUGGUCCGCCAUUGAGAGCCUUUCCGCCGCCUGGAGUUCCUGUGCCGCCUUUCAUUUCCACCCCAGCUGGUGGCGGAUUUGGUGCAGCCUCUACACUGACCAGCGCCGUGGGCAACAUUAUUGUGAUUCCGGGAGCUGCGGGAACGGUCGCAGCCGGUCGAGCUCAGUUCUACCACAUUUCACCAGAUGGUCAGGUGCUGCAGAUCGAUCGACCGCAGAAUCUGCCCAGUGAACUAUUCGAUGCACCGGUAAACCAAGCUGCCGGCGCACCCAUUCCACCACCUCAACCCACAUCGUCAUCUCUGUCGGGGAUCACACCACCAGCCGUUCAAGUGCCACCCACUCAGCCCACACCCAGCGAUCUGGGCGUCCAGCAGCCCACACUUUUGCCCGAGAAUGUGGAGGAAACUGUGUUCGCGGUGGGCAAUCGCAACGACUUCCUGCGCGGUAGCUCCGAUGCCAGCGAUUGGAGAAGGAUCCUCCUCCUGGGAGAGCGACCCACCGCCGGUCUGGUCAAGGGCCAGUCCGUCCAGCAGCUUAAUCCCAACCAGCUGGAGAGCAGCGUGGAGAACUUCCAGAGGGCCCUAGUCGAACUGAAGGAGAAGUAUGCCACGCUCACCCAGCCGCGCAGCUCAAAUCAAUAUGCAGUCAUCAUUUGAAGGGAAUACUUAAGCUUAAAGUUAGUUGAAUAAUUUAAUAAAAACGGUACUGAUAAUGUCUAACAAGAAAAUAAAUUUGAUUCGAUGAGGACGAUGUCUUAAA